AUGUCUGGCUCCAGUACCCCGUCUUCAGAUACUUCCAUGACAGGCCAGGUGCCAUCAGCGGAAGAAAUCAUCCCCAGUGCAGGCAUUGCUGAUGUGUCGAGUGUCGACCAAGAAAAUAUGAAUCCGCCAACUGGCAGGUCGGCAGGCGGACAAGAUGUGCAAAGGCCGACCUCUUCAGAAGAUGGUCCUGUGCUUGAUUCCGGAGAAGCAAGCUCGAAUAAUUAUAUCCCUGCACAAGAUCGGAAGCGCCGAUUGACUAGCAAUUCUGAUGCUUCUAGACUUCAGCGAACUCGUUCCGGUGGAUCGAUUCGGCCUGAGGCUAGUAUAAUGCCUGCAUUACCCCAUCGAUCUGUCUCCAUGGUUGUACCGGCUUCAAGGAGUACCAGUUCCAGAGCACCGGGCUCAUCCUAUGCAACGGCGAUAGAUAUCACAUCGUCACCGUCUGAUGAUGGCCGGUAUGCAUCGAUUGAUCGUGCAGAUGCUGGACAUGGACCAUACACGGGAAGCUCGUCUUUUCGGAGAUCGUCGAAUCAUGCUCAUGCGGCAGAGGGUGAGGCUCAUCCAUCGAGAAUCAGCUCCAGAGCACAGCCACAUCCAAGAUCAGGUGGGUCAAGUCAUAUAUCGUUGUCUAGUGGCUCCUCGUCAGUGUCACGAACGUCGGAAGGGCAUAGCGACAGACCUGGCUAUCAGACAUGGCACCCUGCAUCGGAAGCAGGUGUGGAAGCGGAUAUUUUGACCAAUUCGAAGGAUAAUGGCCGUCGAACUCUUCCAUGGGACCCACCACCUCGGCGGUCUUCGCAAGGCUCAAGCGGCAGCGCACGGGGAAGCUUCAUAGAAGAGAACCCGUACCCAGGUUCUCUUCAGCAUGCAGGUGGCCGGUACUUGAGCAGAGGACCUGACGUAUCUCGGUCAACAACUGUCUCAACCGAGGGUGAUCGAUACCGGACACAUACCAGGUCCCAUACCUUGAACUCAUCUGGUUUCACAGAGAAUGGCGAGAGAAUUAUUGAAAGCUUCGGCUGGAGACCAGAGCGCAGGAUUGUUGAUAGAAACUCUUCAGAGAGACGGGUGUUUUCUGCGAGCUCCAGCGAAGCUUCUCGAUCCAGGGCUGAUAAUGUCGAUGGACGAUACGGGAGGUAUCCAGAGUAUCAAGAUAUCGAUAUGCCGAGAUGGCAGCCUGAUGCAGAAGUCAGUAGUUGCCCAAUCUGUGGCACUAUUUUCAGUUUUUGGUAUAGAAAGCACCACUGUCGGAAGUGUGGCAGAGUUGUAUGUGCGAGCUGCUCGCCUCACUCGAUAGUCAUUCCUAGACAGUUCAUCGUCCGUCCGCCCGACACGCCCACUUCGCAACCCGAAUCAUCCCCUACCUCUCAAACUCCCGUCGUUGACUUGACCGGCGACGAUCCUGAUCAUUUCAACACCUCUAUCAACCCUGCUCUCGGGGGUGGUGAAAAAGUCCGCCUCUGCAACCCAUGCGUCCCCGACCCGAAUCCCAAUCCCCUGGGAUACGGUUCUCCACGAGCUCACGGUCACCGAUCCACCCACUCCCUCUCCACCUCCUCCAUGGGACAGAACAGUUCCGGAGUUGCGCGAGAGAACGCCCCCUCUCGCCAGGAGCGACGAACCAUCGGGGCCAACGACCGGCCCGCGGUUCUUCAAGGACUCGGCCGUCCGGCUCGCAGAUCUGUCUCUGGUGCCAUGGCCAGCUUCAGUCCCAGUACAGGGGACCGAAGCCGUAUGGUCGGCAACACCUCUGCCGCAGACCUGUCUGCCGCGGCCGCCGCACCGCCGCCACGCCCCCAAGUCUCGGAGGAAGACCUCUGCCCCGUCUGCGGACGGCAAUUCCCAGCGCUCAGCAAUGAGCAUACCCAGGACGCCCGCGAAGCGCACGUCCGCGAGUGCAUCGCCGGCUACGGCGCCUCGCCUGUCCACGCUGAACCCGACCACGUGAACGUCCGCCAACCCCCACCAUCGCCACGCCCGUCGCCCGCAGCUGCACGUAUGCUGCCAUUUACGGCGACUGAGAAGGACUGCCUCGCAGAGGACGGCGCCGUGGCCGAAUGCCAGAUCUGCUUUGAAGAGUAUGAGGUUGGGCAGAGCCUGGCCCGCCUUAACUGCUUCUGCAAGUUCCACAAGACUUGCAUUCUGGACUGGUUUGAGCGGAAGAUGACGUGCCCUACGCACCAGGGCUAA
Molecule: messenger RNA, 2190 nt
Organism: Penicillium cataractarum
Lineage: Eukaryota; Fungi; Ascomycota; Eurotiomycetes; Eurotiales; Aspergillaceae
Product: phosphatidylinositol-3-phosphate-binding ubiquitin-protein ligase
Exons: 2
Coding region: 1-2190 (729 amino acids)
Molecular function (GO): metal ion binding
Source: RefSeq, a predicted model, not a curated record